AUGUUUCAAAAAUUCAAUUCAAAAUUUGAAAAGAGAUAGAGAGAGAAUGUCAUCAAUAUCCGGCAACAUGAAAGGUUUCUACAAGCAGAAGAAAAACCCCAUCACCGCCCACAAAUCAUCCAAGUCCAAAAAACCUCCCAUCCACGCCGCCACUUUCGGUUCCAAUCUCGCCCAACCACCAGCACUCACAUCCCGCAACGGCAACCCAGAUCUCCAAGAUGAAUACAGCGAGAGUGAGUCGGUGUUGCGCCAAUUUGACAUGAACACGGUUUACGGGCCUUGUAUUGGGAUGACGAGGCUAGCACGCUGGGAACGUGCGGUGAAUCUUGGUUUGAACCCUCCGCAGGAAAUUGAGAGACUUUUAAAAAGUGGAAAAGUUCAGCAGGAAUCCUUGUGGGAUACUCGCAUUUAGAAUGCUUUUGUGACGGUGAUGGGGUUUUUCUUCUGCUUCUAUCUAAUAUUAUGAUUAAUUAAUUGAUUAGUAAUAUAACUGUUCUCAUUUGUUGAUAUUAAAAAAACUAAUCAUUUGAUGAUUGUCUCGUGUAUAAUUUUUACCAUAAAUUAUAAUUAAUAUGUUAUAGUUAUUUCA
Messenger RNA from Lathyrus oleraceus (garden pea), 589 nucleotides. RefSeq lists its product as uncharacterized. The transcript has 2 exons. Gene Ontology annotation, molecular function: DNA-directed DNA polymerase activity. The record is from RefSeq and is a predicted model, not a curated record. NCBI's taxonomy places the organism in Eukaryota, Viridiplantae, Streptophyta, Magnoliopsida, Fabales, Fabaceae. Gene Ontology annotation, cellular component: delta DNA polymerase complex. Gene Ontology annotation, biological process: DNA-templated DNA replication; DNA synthesis involved in DNA repair. Bases 47 to 412 code for a protein of 121 amino acids.